UCCUUUACUGAAAUUCAUAACCUCUAAUUCAUACGUUAACAACAGUUAACAAGCGCUAGUAAACUAUCGUAUAUUUCUGUGUUGUGAUGUUUGAAAUCUCGUACGAUUAUUGCAAUAUAUUGUCUUGAGAAGUGGUGUUCCAUUUUGUUAAUUUGACGCAGAAAUAUUAAGUGAUUCUCCAAAAAAGUUCACUCUAUUUAUGUGUGUUUUGACAUUCUGGAAUUGGUUCAUGUGUAGCAUAAACAGAUAACAACAUAUCUUGAUAUUGUUAUUGUUUUGACAAGUGCAUAAAGAUGCCUUAUUGGUAUUAUGAGAAGAAAGAGCUUAGAAAUACUCCUUCAAUUCAAGAUGGAAUUGACUAUGAAACAGAGUGUCGUUAUAGAAAAGAAGGAGCUCGAUUCAUCAUUGAUGUUGGAUCAAAAUUGGAACUUGGAUAUAAUACCAUGGCCACUGGUGUUGUAUACUUUCACAGAUUCUACAUGUUCCACUCCUUCAAAACUUUUCCACGAUAUGUGACUGCAUGCUGCUGUCUAUUUUUAGCAGGCAAAGUUGAAGAAACACCAAAGAAAUGUAAAGAUAUCAUAAAGAUUGCAAAAACAUUACUCAGUGAACAAAAGUUUAACACAUUUGGUGAAGAUCCAAAAGAAGAAGUGAUGACAUUGGAACGAAUCUUGCUGCAAACAAUCAAAUUUGAUUUGCAAGUUGAACAUCCAUAUGGGUAUCUGUUGAAGUAUGCCAAAUGUUUAAAAGGUGAUAAAGGUAAAUUACAAAAAAUGGUACAAAUGGCAUGGACUUUUGUCAAUGACAGUCUUUGUACUACAUUAUCACUGCAAUGGGAACCUGAGAUCAUUGCAGUUGCUCUGAUGUACUUAGCAGGAAAAUUAAGUAAAUUUGAAGUAGUGGACUGGCAAGGGAGAACUCAAAAGCAUUACAGAUGGUGGGAUAUGUUUGUUGAAGAUAUUACCAUGGAUUUGUUGGAAGACAUUUGUCAUCAAGUGUUAGAUUUAUAUUCAUCAACCAACAGCACAUCAACACCAGAAUCUCCACCUACAACACCAGGCUCCAAUGAGCCAGGCAGAGAUAGGCCUUCAACUCAAUCCUCAGAUCAUUCAGCAUCAAAUACACCAAAUGCAGUCACUCUAGCUAAAAUCCCAAAGACUGAAGUAAAGUCAAAUCCUGCCAAUGGCAUUCCACCUGUAGAUAUACAAGAUGCCCCACCAAUGGACGUUCCAAGUCAUUUUCCACCUUACACGAAUGCAUUUACUCAAGGGAAUACAACCUUUCCUCCUGCUUUUCCACCAGCAAAUAUCACAGUGCCCCCACCCCCGGUAAAUCACAUUGUACCAUCGACGCACAUGAAUAUGGGCGUGCCACAUCGUCCACCACCUGCUCCGAGCACACCAGCUCAACCGCCUUUCCACCAACCUUAUUACCCACCAAAUACAAAUUAUUAUCCUGGUGGACCGCCGGUACCACCAUUGAGUGCACGACCUUAUUAUCCGCCUCAAUUAUAAU
Messenger RNA from Phymastichus coffea, 1515 nucleotides. RefSeq names its product cyclin-K (gene CycK). The record is from RefSeq and is a predicted model, not a curated record. NCBI's taxonomy places the organism in Eukaryota, Metazoa, Arthropoda, Insecta, Hymenoptera, Eulophidae. Gene Ontology annotation, molecular function: cyclin-dependent protein serine/threonine kinase activator activity. Bases 294 to 1514 code for a protein of 406 amino acids. The transcript is spliced from 5 exons. Gene Ontology annotation, biological process: regulation of transcription by RNA polymerase II; positive regulation of DNA-templated transcription, elongation. Gene Ontology annotation, cellular component: cyclin/CDK positive transcription elongation factor complex; nucleus.